AGAAAAGAGUUCGUCUAGAGAUCAACUAGAAGAUGCAAAAAACGCCUGUCUUUCAGUUUAAACUGCUGAAUGACGCUAACCUCAAACUCAAAGUGAAUUUUGACUGUUACACAGCCAGACCUCAUUUUGUUAUUGCGUCAGAAAAUCCGUCUAAAAAGACGUACGAAGCUUUAAGCGAUGAUGAAAAGAAAAAGGUAAUCGGCUUAGCUCUGCAGAUGGUCACUAUAUACGAACUUAGUGAGUCACGGGCUAUUUUGUCCCAGCACUCUGGAUCCUGGUACAAUCCGAAUCAUAACUAUCAUGCUCAUCUUUGUGUUGCGAAUGAGAGAUACCUCGAAAUUUUAGGAGACAACUCAAACGAAUUCGAAGCUUGGCCCGAGAAACUGUCUUAUGAAAAAAUUAGGGAAUAUCCUAAUCGGAAGGAUAAAAAGGCGAAAGAAGUUCAAGCAAUCAAUGAAAUCAUCCAAAUUGAAGGGCUCCCCGAACCUACCGAGGAAGCCCACAAAGUUACCAAGGGGAUCUAUGACGUUCUUUUUCACCCAUCAGAACCAAGAGUUGGAUUUGCAGUCGAAAAUUCAAAGAAACCAGCUAAUGAUGAUUGCAGUGCUUUGCUUGAUGUUCAAAAAUUCAUGAUGAACUAUGCAGCUGAAAUUAAUGGUCUUGGUGUAAAUGGUGACUAUCAGGGAUGUCACGUAUGUUUGGUCCUUGACGGCCAAAAACAUGGUAAGUCAACACUUGUCUCUGAGCUAAACAACUUAAGGAGAAAUUAGUUACAUGCUCAUUUCGGAGUACCUAAGGUUUACUUUUCAUCAAAAUAAAAAUAAGCCCUGGCCAGAGAUUCUUUUCGUUUCGUUUCUACUUUAACGUCCGCAUCUACCGCUAGAACAUAAACUUACAACGGGUCAGUGAUACAGUUCAUAAGGAUACCCGUGCUGAUUCAAGUCAAUAAUAAUUUCCUUUCAUUUUGAAUAAGAGCUCAUCCUUUGCAGUUUAUGAUCAAAUUACGAAGCAGUCGAAAAAAAUAGUUGAAUAGUAUUUCGUUGUUGUAGCAUAAUUAGAGAACUUAAAUAGAGAUGCUAGUAGACUUUCACAUUGCCUGAGUAUUUGUUGGCGAGAGAAAACUGUUAUGAAAAUGCAUACCUCGCUAUAGUUUCAUUAAACAAAAUAUGAAACACAUCUAAAUUGAAUAACCUUCAUCACUAUGGUACUAUGAAUUAUAUAUGUAAAAGGAAGAGAGCACAAGUCCCAGUUCUCUAGGUCCACCCAGGUGGGAAGGAGUAGUCGCCAUUAAACUGACAAAUGCACUCGAUCGGUUUCAAUUACUACUAUUACAUUUCAAAUGUAUGUUUCCCAUCUGUAGCUUUUCAAUGGCAUUUAUUCGACUUUCAGACUUCAAAGUAGCUGAUUCCAUGUGCCUUGUUGGCUUCAUUGAAGUAAGUGGAGCGAAGUUCUACGAACAUUUCUGUCCAGAUGGAGAGAAGAAACCCUGGUUUGAAAGUUUUAUUGACAAGAGUUGUGGCUAUUCACCGUGGUGAGCAUGGUGCUCAUUGUAAAACUUGACCAUUGCUUCUGAACAGAUUUCUUUUUAUGAUAAGAUUAGUUUUGUCUAAUAUUUUUACUUAUUCAAUCUAAUAGCCAUUCAAGUAUUCGCUGAUAUGUGAUGGCAGAUUCACUUUGAUCUGUUGGCAAAAAGCAACACGCGGGUUCUUAUAUCAACAAAUGGAUGAAAACAAGUCAAAUAAUUUAGUUCUUAGUGUUAAGCAAAGAUUGAGGACUUUUAAUUGCCUUAAUAUAAUCAACAAACUUUUUGGAUAUUGAUCCAAAGUAUCGUGAUCUUGUGUUAAGUUCUUUCAUAUGGAUAUACAUUUUGGAAAGUUGUAGUACUUUGGAAAAUAUUUAAUCGCAGUUCACUUGAACAGAUGAUCUAUGACGGAUGACUUUCGCAAAGAGAAAUGAUGUAUAAGAGUCAGAGGUCAUUUUGAAAUACUCCUGAGAUACCUCGGCAGAGUGUAACUGAGUUUUAAAAAGCAACAAGUAGUAAAUGGAAUAAACAUCACUUUGAAAUU
This is a messenger RNA of Pocillopora meandrina, 2066 nucleotides long. The record is from the annotation of a GenBank genome assembly. NCBI's taxonomy places the organism in Eukaryota, Metazoa, Cnidaria, Anthozoa, Scleractinia, Pocilloporidae.